CAGCGAUGACACUGGAUAUCAUAUAUAUUUGACAUUUCUAUUUACUAUCGUUAUUAUCUAGUAACAAAGUGUGCACUAUAUAAGGCAUCAGUUUACGUGCUGUGUAUUAAAAGUGCAACGAUGGACGUAGCAUUCAAUACAUAGGCAGUUAAUAUAAAUGGCGACAAAGAAGGAAAAUACUAGCAGCCAGGUUACUGAUUCUUACCAGGCUUGGUAUCAAAGAGAAAGUUACCAGUCAACUCCAGCUGAUGCCAAAGAUGAGGAUGAAACUAGCAUGUCAUCUUUAUCAACUGAAAUCAGUCAGGACAGCGCAUUUACUGAGAAAAACGAUGAAUCAGAUUAUGAUGAGUUUGACAGUAUGUUCACUUCACAACAUCCUUCUUCACAAUAUCAACAAAAAAGAAGAGAGGCAGAGCUCUCCAAAGAAAACGUACAUUUUGUUCAUACGAGUUUCUUUAGGACAGCUGUGACGGAAGGGGUGAAAGGAAACAUUAUAAUAACCGGUCUCCCGGGGAGUGGGAAAAGCUGCUUGGCAAUGAAAUGUGCAGAAACGCUAAAACAGAGAUUGGGUAUUAAGAAUUCACUGAUAAUUGUUGCAAACGUAUCCACUCUGGACUAUAAAGGACCACAGAUAGUUCUGAUUGACGGUCCUUUUGAUCAAAUAUCUUUGGAGAAUCACAAUCAUUUAUCACAAAUUGUGAGAUUUAUAGACGCCACGUCAAUUUCCAGUAGGGUGAUCAUUGUUUUUCAAAUAGAGGUUUUGAAUCUUCUUAGGAUACAAAAUCAAAACCAUGCAAUUUUUCAACAUUGUGCAAUUAUUGAUGUUAGUGCCGAUCCGUUGAAUUUCGAUGAUAGCAAAAAAAUAUUUAUUUCUCAUAACAGAGCAGAUGAAAUUGACGUGAAGAAGUUAUUGACGGUGUUGCAAAAAUUUCCUUCCUUUCCAAAAUGUUGUAAGAAAUUUAAUUCUCGUGGCAGUAAAUCCAUGGAUGAGUUUCGAAAUGUAUCCAUUGGCAUUAUUCAAGAUCAUUUUCAAUCUAUGGAACUGGUUUGCAAAGUUCUUCUAUGUGGAAUUUGUAUAAACAAUGACAGGCUACGAUACAAAGAUAUUCAGCAAACGUCGAAACUCAAGAAAUUUAUGCAAAAUAUUUUCGAACUUUUGAAUGAACCUUUCGAGAGAUUUCCCAAUCAAAUUUUAAAUGAUAUAGCAGAGGCAUUUGUAGAUACUUAUUUUGCAUAUAACGAGGAAGAAAUGGCCUAUGAGUUUCUAAACUCUAUAAUAUCGGAAGCUGCACACAGAAUGUUGUUUUCAAAAAACACGUGGAGAUAUAUUGAGAUGUGCCCUGCUUCAAGACUUGAUAGUCUAUCAAAUGAUAGAUGGUACAGAUCGAAACUAAAAGGUCCUCUAUUAGUCUGGUUGAUCGAGCGUAUUGUAACGGAAAUUAAACAUCAAUCUACCAAGAUGUAUUUGAAGUUGAUAUGGGACCUCCUUUCAUGGGUAAAUGAGGAACUGGCGAUUAAAAGCGUUUCUAGUUCAGUUCUUGAACUUGACAGGACGACACAGGCAAUGCUCUUCGAUAUCAUGCCAGAUAUAAAACAAAACCCCGGCAAAAGUUUCUUUUCAUCGAUAUUAUUGAAACUUCCAGAUUUAAGAUUUGAUUUCUUUGCUCGACGAUGGGGCCUGGGGAAUGGUUAUGGUGACUUCUUCAAUUACAAUCAAUUAUGUCCCUGCUUAUGUGAAUUGUACAACAUGUACAGCUGCAGUAGAUCUUUUAGUCGCUUGCAUUUUCUAGACAAUUGCAUCGAAAAAGCACGCCUAGAGAAGCAUUCGAAGAUUUGUAAUGGACAUUUCAUUUGUGAAUCAAGACAUCAAGCCCUCGUAUAUGAUAUUCUACCUCCCGGUGUCAGAAUCCAAGAUUACCACGAAUCUACAGACUUUGACAAAUUAUGCAGUGAAGAAAAGGUGAAGCUACAAAAUGUCCCGACGAAAGAGUCGAUGCGUUUGUUAAAUGUCCGUAUAAACACACCUGAACAAUAUGGUGAUGCGCUGAUAUCAGUAGGAGAGAAACGGAAGGAGGAAUGGUACAUAAAAUGUGCGAUACUAUUUGGCUCCUCGGAUUGGCGGAGGAAAAUAUGUUCCGAGUUUCCGUAUCAAUCACAAACCUUUUCGACAAAAAUAAUCGUCGAAGAAAUAAAAAACCUAUACGUCAGAUGUUAUAGUGAUAAUUUUAGAAUUCUAAAUGCGUACUGUGGAUGCCAUUUUGAAAUUGCGAAAAAUAUUAAACAAAGUAUUGAUACAAUAGUAAUGAUUGUUUCAGACACAAAAGAGUCAAUCCGUGACGACAGAAACUCUGAUUUAGCUGGACUGCGUGUUCUUAUUCGAAAGGAAAAUGAAGUGAGCGAUGAAGCUGAAAGAGUUCUCUUGUUUGAAGCAAAAGGACUAAAAUUGUCAUCUACAAUGCCAAUCUCAAAAUCAGUAGGAGAUUUAUUUGAAAACCAUAGCAACCUCACAUUAGUCAACAUGUCGAGUGUGCGAUCAUCUGGUUACAGUACUGGGAAAUUAACAACAGAAAGAUCUAUUUGUGUGGUUAUACACUGCCAAAUUAAAGGAAUCAUACCUUUUGGGGAAAAUCCCUUUCCGAAAGAUAUUGAUGGAUAUCCUGUCGAUGUGCGCGAAGCUACAUGUAAGUUCGCUAUAGACCCAAUGCGAAUUGGGAUGGAAAUCGCAAAUAAUGAAAAAACUUCGUCAGGUACUCUCGGGGGAUUUGUGGAUAUGAAUGGUGAUUUCAAUAAAGUAUUCCUAACGUGUGCACAUGUUAUUUGUCCAAUUAAAAUUCUCGCUCAUGGUGAUUCAAGAAGACAUGUAUAUAGGAAAGAAAUCCGUGUGUUCGAUGGAAAACAUCGCAAUGAAAACAUCGCUUUAGGCGUUGUUAAAACAGUUGCUUUUAGUCCCGACGAGCCAGAUAUAGUAAGCGUUGACGCUGCGCUGGUCGACAUCACUAGCAGUCACCCAGUUGAUGGGCAUUUUGCAUGUGUGUACAAACCAGAGCAGAUGCAGAUGGCAGGCUUUUCAGAGAGCAAUACACCAUCUUUCCAACAUGGAAAGAUAGAGGCGUUAUCAGAUUCAAAUUUCCGAAAUGAUAUAAUUAAAGUAGGAGCUAAAACUGGACUAACCAUCGGAUCUUUGAAGUAUGAAAAUUCAAGUGCAAGACUUGUUGAUCAAGAUGCCCACUUUGGUAACAAUUUUAAAUUUACCUUUUACAACCAGUUGGAAGUGAUGCCCAAGAUAGAUUCUUCUUUACCCUCUGAAACAAAGCAACUAUUUUUAGACAAGGGUGACUCGGGGGCAUUGGUAUUUAUCGUAAAAAAUAACAACCCCGCUGUAUUGAAAUGUAUAGGCAUGGCUGUCGCGUGUACGUCCUACGGAUCAGGAAUCGUGACGCCGAUUGACUCCAUUUUCCAAGCUCUUCAACUACCCAAUAACUGUUUAUCAAAGUUUGAAGCCCAGAUUGAGGGACACAGCGAAAUGGAGUCGAUUUUGAAAGAAAUAAGAAGUGGGUUUUCAGCUGUAUCCGAAAGGAUAAGAAAAGUAGAAUCUGAUUUAUCGUCAUCCACAACAGCUAUUGGGAAUAAGAUUGAGCAUGUGUCAGAAAGACUUGCCAGCGUUGAAGGAAGGAUAAGUUCCACAGAAAAUACUGUGGAAAAUAUAAGAAAAGAUUUUAGCCAGAAGAAGCAUACGAAUUAAUUGUUAUAUAUAUGUAUAUGACCCCCAGGAAAAAUAGACUCAUAAUCUAUAAACAUUUUUUUCUGAUUAUCAUUUCAAAAUUAACGAUUUACUGGUUCUGUUCUAGAAAUGAAUCGGGUUUUAUUUGAAAGCAUCCUUCAAAUUUCAGUCUAUUUGACAUUCUGUUUACUGUAUGAUUGCACUUUUAAAUCAAUAUGCAAAUAUAUACGUUGAUUUGAAUCGCAGGCCUGGAAUAGAUUCGACUUUUUAUUCCAUAAACAUGUUUGGACUGAACUGAUUAUUUACUAGAUAUAACAUGCAAAUCUCUACUGUAGGUCAACAGUGGAUGCUUACUCCUCCUAGACACUAAUCUCACCCUGGUGUGUCCGUGUGAUCCGUGUUUUCUCUGCUCAAAAUUAUUUAUUCUUUAUAGGAUUUAUGAGAACAACCAGUGUUCGUGAUCUUCAGUUUUUCUUGUUAGGCCAAUUCAACUUAAUUAGUAGAUUAUCAUCCGGGGUCACAAAAAUAUGGGGCAGGUGGAAGGAUUUUAUUUUUUAAUUCUUAUUUCCCCGAGAGAAAAAAUAAUGAUAAAAGGCAUCACACAAAGUGUUAAUCAAGUUAACAUUCAAAGAAUCUUUGAUAGAGGAUAUAAAACCAACAUACUGUGACUUUAAUCAUUCACUCAUGUCACUGGGAAGCAAGUUUCUUUGAAAUCGUAAUUUUUGCGAAAAUAAAAAAAAUCGGGACGGACCCUUUUUUGAGGGGCGGGCGGGGAUGAUAAUAUAUCAAUUAAUUUGAAUUGUCCUUACAUGUACUGAUCAAGAUAGAGAUCAGGGCGGUUGUGACCGGUCAACUAGAUGCACUUACUCCUCCUAAAACGUAAUGCCACCUUUAGUAUGUCCAGGGGUAUGUGUUUAUGGGAUUUAUAAGAUUGGUGAAUAUUCGUUGUCUUCGUCAUUUCACAGUAAACAUUAGUUAUCGUUUUAUUUAUGCAGUCCAUCAUUGGAAGAAUAGUUAGGAGACUGAUAUAACCUACAUGUAGUCGUUUUAUGUAUUAUAUCAUUAUAUCAUCAUACAUUCCGCAGGCAUCAAAUGCAUCAUUCCAAUGUAUACAUAGGGCAUCCAAAUAUGUUCCGUGACAAUGUGUUAACCUUGUAAACAAGUUCUAAGUAAUCGAACGUCAGUAGUCAACGAAGUAAUACAAUAUCAACAAAACAUUAUAAUGUAGAUCUAAGUCCUGAAAAUAAAUGUGAUAUCAUUUAACCGUUUAGUGUAAGUCUGACCAAAGGCAAACCCAUUCAUCCAAAUACUUGAAUGGGAUGAAGGUAGUUAAGCAAUGGGAAAUGUGUAAUUGUCAUCGAAACGACUGGAUUUGACGUCCAUAAAAUUUACAUCUAUGUGCUGAAAAAUAUCACUACAUAGUUAACUUCUGGAGGGGUGGGUGUGGGUGGGUGUAUGUUCCUCUCCAACCGAUAGGUGCUACCACCCGUUAUUUGGAUAGUGAUUAAACAUGGUACUUGGUGGAUCACUACCGGAAUGAAAUUGGACACCGUCGAGGCAAAGCAUUUUCUACAAGUACAUGUAUAUUUGUUAGAUAUAUAGAGAUGAUAUGUGAAUAAGCCUGGGUUUUUGUUCACCAGCAUCUCAUAAUUUGAACAUUUAAAUGUAAAUCAUCAUGUUUGUUCAAUAUCAAAGAAAUAAAUGUAAAAUGAUAUAAAUUGAUUGCGUUGAAUUGUGUUUGUAUUGCAUGUGAUACAUGUUCUUAUGUAAUUUCUCAAUAAAGAUCUUUCUGAAC
Molecule: messenger RNA, 5516 nt
Organism: Ostrea edulis (European flat oyster)
Lineage: Eukaryota; Metazoa; Mollusca; Bivalvia; Ostreida; Ostreidae
Exons: 5
Coding region: 158-3742 (1194 amino acids)
Source: RefSeq, a predicted model, not a curated record